This is a messenger RNA of Trichoderma harzianum CBS 226.95, 2355 nucleotides long. RefSeq lists its product as hypothetical. Gene Ontology annotation, molecular function: ADP binding; protein binding. The transcript is spliced from 2 exons. Lineage: Eukaryota; Fungi; Ascomycota; Sordariomycetes; Hypocreales; Hypocreaceae. The record is from RefSeq and is a predicted model, not a curated record. Gene Ontology annotation, cellular component: kinesin complex. The annotation marks the transcript as partial.
CGGCCUCGCACACCACCGGCGACCAUCAUAAUAUUUCCUUUCCGCCAUGAUCCCGGUUUCAUUGGCCAUGGAGCUAUUCUCGAUGACCUCGUCAACGCAUGCUCUACACGUCCCGCUCGUUUGGCCCUUGUUGGCCUAGGCGGCAUUGGCAAAACUCAAUUGGCUAUUGAGCUUGCCUAUCGGUUGGUAAAGUUGGCGAAAAUGUCUGUAUUCUGGGUCCAUGCCGAAAGUCGGUCGAGCAUCAACCAAAGCUUCAAACAAAUUGCGUCCAAUGUCAGCCCGUGGGGACAAGUGGACUCGGUAGAAGCUUGGUUGCGACAUUCAUCUGAGUGGCUCUCCAAAGAACGAAAUGGUCGAUGGGUAAUGAUUCUAGAUGGCGCCAACGAUCACAGCAUUUUCCAAGACGAGCUCUACUUGCCGAAGAGUCGAAAUGGGACAAUCAUCGUCACAACUCGCCGUAGAGACGUGGCAUACAGACUAACUGGAAACAAGCAAGAUGUGGUUGAAAUUGGACCCUUGUCAGUGUUUGAAGCCGUCACUCUCCUGGAAACGAAAUUGGGACGGGCGGGAAAAGAGCGAUUUCCUAAGAAUGGCGCAGCGAGUGGUCUCGUAAAAUCACUUGGGUUGAUUCCACUGGCUAUUUGCCGAGCGGCAGCAUAUAUACAGUCUAUACCGCUCCCCAGCUCUCUAAGCGACUCGUCAGAGCAACUGGUCAAGUUAAGAGAUAGCGAACAGGAAAAGAUCAAGCUGCUAGAGUUUGAAGAUUACAGCCCCGAUAGAAGUGGACAGGUGCUGAGGAGCCUUCUUGGGACCUGGAGAACUUCAUUCGAUGCUAUUCGCUCACAAAGUUCAUCUGCAGCUAAUCUCUUGUCGCUCAUGAGCUUUUUUGAUCGCCGAGGCAUUCCAAAACGGUUGCUGAGACCCUUUAGACGAGGUCAUGACCCUCAAUUAACAGAUGUUUCUCCCAGUGAAGACACCUUAGAUGGGGCAAGUGGCGACUUAGACGUCUUAUUAUAUCAGGACUUGGAGAUAUUACUAAACCACUGCCUCAUCACAGCGAAUGGGACGAAACAACUGUUCGAGAUGCACGGGCUUGUCCAGCUAUCUGUGAAGAAGAAUCUGGACGCCUCUCAUUUACAAACAUUUGAGCAGCAAUUUAUUAAGAGGCUUGCAAUGGUAUUCCCGAAAAGCAUCUACUCCAGCUGGGCAACCUGCGAAGAGCUCUUUGCCCAUGUCCAAGCGGCAGCCAACUAUCAACCAGUCCAUCGUUUGCUGGAAGAUUUUGCAAAUCUUCUACACAACGGGGGCCGAUUUGCGCGGCUACAAGGCAGAUACGAGAUUGCGAUGCAAUUGGCCGAACAAGCAUUAACAGCGCGACAAAAGGCAGAGACGGAUGAUACGAAAACCUUGACACUAAUUACGUUGAUACUCAUGGAUCAAGGCCUUUAUGACAGGGCUGAGGAGCUGCUCAUGCAAGUAGUGGAUGCAUGUAAAAGCAGAAACCCUGAUAUUAACGAUCCUCAAACCGAGAUCAGCAUGAACAGCCUGGCGUUGAUAUACAAGGCCAAGGGCAGAUGGGCAGAAGCAGCAGGCAUCCAAAUCAGAAUUUUGUUAAAUCGAGCAAGUCAUCUAGGACCAGAGUAUCCAAGAUAUCUGGCAAGUAAAGCAAACUUGGCGUCAAUAUACAGAGCCCAAGGCGGGUACACGGACGCAGAGAGGACACAGAAAGAAGUGGUUGACAGCUACAGAAACAAAUUUGGUCCGGAUCACCACCUCACUCUGACCAGCUUGAAUAACUUGGGGUCGAUAUACAGACUCCAGGGAAAGUUAGGAGAAGCUGAGACUCUCCAAGCACAAGCCCUCGUCUCCCUCAGGAUGAAGCUCGGGGGAGAACACCCCGAUACACUCACAUGCAUGAACAGCUUAGCAUCAACAUACAGGCUUCAAGGCCGCCUGUACGAAGCCGAAUCUCUACAAAAAGAGGCAUUGGAGAUGCGAACGAUAAAACUCGGGUCAGACCAUCCCCAUACGCUCGCCAGCAUGAACAACCUCGCCUUGAUAUACUGCGCUCAAGGCAAACACCAAGUUGCUGCCAAGCUACAGUCGGAAGUGGUGGAGAUUUGCAAGACGAAGCUCGGGCCAGAGCAUCCUCAUACUCUAACGAGCUUGAACAAUAUUGCUCUCAUUUGGAAAAGCCAAGGUCGAGAUGCGGAUGGCAGGUGGAAGAUGGACGAGUGUGCCGAGGCUCGAUUGCGAGUUCUUGGCCAAAACCACCCGUAUACCAUUUCUUCUAGAGAAGCGGCAGAAAGCUGGUGGUCGUCCACUCGAUAUGCAAAGUUCCCAGACAUCUCAUAG